ACUAAGACCGCAGCGGAUCCCUCACCGCCCAGGUUAGAUUGCAGAGACGAGGAGAUCUCCAGACACGAGAGAGGGGAGGCUAUAUAGGAAGAGCAGAAAAGCAAUGCUACGGCAAGCACAGGGCUGAAAGGGAGAAGGACGCCAGAAGAGGAGACACCUGGCGAGACGCUCCGAAAGGAAGGGGGGGAAAAACCACCAAACCAAACGAGGCGGAAAAACAACAGGGUCUAAUCGCAGACUCGUGUCCUUUCUCCUAGGCGUAGCGAAGCGUCCUCUCCAAGACCGCUCCAAUGAACAUGUCAGUGUUGACUUUGCAGGAAUACGAAUUCGAGAAGCAGUUCAACGAGAAUGAAGCGAUUCAAUGGAUGCAAGAAAACUGGAAAAAAUCUUUCCUGUUUUCUGCUCUAUAUGCUGCCUUUAUAUUCGGUGGUCGGCAUCUAAUGAACAAAAGAGCAAAAUUUGAACUAAGAAAACCAUUAGUUUUGUGGUCUUUGAGUCUCGCAGUUUUCAGUAUAUUUGGUGCUCUUCGAACGGGUGCUUAUAUGGUGUAUAUAUUGAUGACCAAAGGACUGAAGCAAUCUGUUUGUGAUCAGAGUUUUUACAAUGGACCAGUCAGCAAAUUCUGGGCGUAUGCAUUUGUGCUAAGUAAAGCACCAGAAUUAGGAGAUACAAUAUUUAUUAUUCUUAGGAAACAGAAGCUCAUCUUCCUCCAUUGGUAUCACCAUAUUACAGUACUACUUUAUUCUUGGUACUCUUACAAGGACAUGGUGGCCGGUGGUGGCUGGUUUAUGACCAUGAACUAUGGAGUACAUGCAGUCAUGUACACAUAUUAUGCCUUGCGGGCUGCGGGCUUCAGAGUGUCACGCAAAUUUGCCAUGUUUAUCACCUUGUCACAGAUUACACAGAUGUUUGUGGGCUGCAUAGUCAACUACCUGGUCUUCGCCUGGAUGCAACAAGGCCAAUGCCACUCACAUGUUUACAACGUCGUUUGGUGUUCCCUCAUGUACCUCAGCUACUUUGUGCUCUUCUGUCAUUUCUUCUUUGACGCAUACAUUGGCAAAACAAGGAAAGCAAGGAAGGCUGAGUAAUGCUAGGAAUACCGCUAAGCCCCCACUCAGCUCGUCGACCAAACCAGAAACACAAAGCAAAACAAAAUGGCACAACAAAAACCAUUUAUAUGUGGUGCAAGUAAAACUCAGCAGCUGUGGACAGAUAGGUUUGUUCAAACUGAUAAAUUUAUGAUCAUGUUACGGUAAGGACUCAAGGAAUGAUCUUUAUAUCUUAGCAGGCUGCUGUAAGACAUCUUCUUUCUUGCAUCUCUUAAAAGAAGCAAUCUUGCAUUUAGAAAACAAAAGGAGAAAAAGAUCAGAAUUUUGCGAAAUAAAAUAUUAAGAAUAUGGUUUCCCCCAUCAUAUAGAUAACCUUUAUUUUAAAUGAAAUUUAUUAUAUUCUUUCUAACUUUUGUUUUUAAAGAUCUAAAACUUGAACGGAAUUUAAGAAGAGGAAACAAAUAGUCUGUAUCCUGUGAAAUAUUACAAAUCUGCCUUACACUGUCAGAGCAUGGUUCUUUUGAGCUCCUUCUUCUCUAUUCUGACCGGCAGCAGUUCUACUAAUCUUGGGAAAUGCCCUGCAAGUAAAGAUCCUGGUUUAUUUUAUAUACAUACAAUACACCCAAGAAUCCCAAGGAUUAAACUUUGGACAUUUCUGCAGGCAAAGUAUUUGCUCUCCAAUUGAGUUAAGGGAUCCUUCCAGUGUUUUCCAGUAUUUCUGUAAAAGUGGGGGGAAAGCUCCUUCUUGAAAAGGUUGCACUCUAGGAAGCCAAAUUAUUUUAAAAAAAGGUUCAUAUCAAAGCUCUUAUUAGGGCAGCCUUUUAAAUUCCACUGAAGCACUACAUGACGAAAAAAAUGGUAACCAUGGGUGCACAAGAGAGCAUGGGUGCCUGGGUUCAUAUAUGUUCUGUAUUAUGUUGUCAGAGGCUCUGGUAUGUCAAGUUAAAGAUUUAGAAUUAGAAUAAUCUAAAGAUUGAAAGCUUUCUUCAAAAAAUGUGUUAGAAGGCAUUGGUUCAAGCGUAUUUUGAGUCUAAAAUGUGGCCAAGAAUAAUUGUAAUAUUGAGUCAGUUAGUUACUGGAACUAUUGAUAAUAGAAAGCAGGAGGAGAGGGGGGAAAAGGGAUAGGAAAUGGCCCUUCCCAGUAAGCCAAUUUGCAGAGAUCUUUCCAGCUACUGUGCUGUGAUGCUAUUUGAGAUACAGAGGAUAUUGUUCACUCUUCAUUUGGUUGAUAUAUUGUCAUCUGAAUCACUUUAUCCACAGUUAUUUCUAUUACCCAGAAUUGUUCAAAAUAAGGGAAUGCAAAUGUUACAGUAAGGCUGGUUUUUGGAACGACGUUUCCUGCUUCCAAUGUCUUCUCUUUCUUCCUGUUGAUUCCAAUGACGGCUCACAGCUCAUAACCACAAGUCGUUGUUAAGAGAACUUGUAAUUUCUUUAUCAUAGAUCAUAAACAGAGGUACAAUUUUCAUUGGUGUAUGCAAAUUGCUUCUCCUACCAAACAAGUCUAAGGCUCCAAAACUGAGGUGGAACCAUCAUAGGGAGAAGAAAAUAGAAGCUAUCCUAAAGAUGAUAGAGCCCGAAGAUACAUCAUUAAGUGCAAUUGGAAUGAAAGGUACAAUGACAAGCAAAAAUUAGCUUUGGAGAUAUAUUAGUAUUAGAGAGAUCAGGAAACAAAUACUGUGGUAUGGUACAUAUUUUAUAUUUUUAUGAACUUCAAAGAAUAGAUAUCUGCAACUUUAAAUAGUAUUUUACAGACUGUAAAUGACUUUAGCUAACACUGUGCUUCUGUAUUUGCUUCACAAGCAAUGCAAAGAUGUUUAAAGUGCCCUCCUGUGGCCACUUAGAGAUACUACUCUAGAAGGCAGACCAUGGAAUCAUACUGCAAGCUUUGACGAGGGCAAAUCCUGAAUGGACUGGUUGUGCUGCAACAAAUUAAUGUAUAGAAAAAACUUCAUGCUCACUUUUUAAAAAACAAAUCCAUAGGAAAACUAUACUGUAGCAUCCUUGAUUGCUUAAAAAAAGACAUCUGGUUCUUCAGUCAGCUGCAGAUAAAAAGAUGCCACUCUGAACCUCAGAGAAAUAGCUGAAAAGAGCCAUAUUUUCUACAAAGAAAAAGUAGAUUGUAUUAUCUGUAAGAUUUCAGUCCUUACAAAGCCAAAUAAAAUAUAUAACAUUCCUAAUACUUCAAAGAAAAAAGUAUGUAAAUUUAAUGUUGCAAGUGUAUUAGCAUAAUGUUUUCUCAUAUCUGUUCGGUUCUUUUUAACAAUUAGAAGAACUAGAGAAAGAAUGAAAAGCUGCUAUUUUACGUAGGGAAUCAAACGUACAUGUAACUACAUAUAUAAUCCUUACAUGACUUGUCCAAAAUAAAAUUAAUGGGGCCAGGCAGAAUCACUUUUUUUUUCUAAUGGAAAAUGUUGUCCACUUUCUUACUUUAACUUCAGACUCAGAGAUUAUACUCAGACAUAGUAAUACGGUACAUAAUAAUUUGAUUUAGCUUCAACUGUGCUGUCUAUCAUUCAGGACUCAAUGUAAUAACCCUGUUAGACAUAAAGGGCUUUCAAUGUUCCAUGAUGUCCAGAAAACUGCUACAUUCUAUAUGAUUCUAUGUGAACUGUAUUUGGGGGUGGGGGCUAUGGGAUUCAGAAGCUCUCUAGGGCUUAAUCAUAACUGUGAAAAAUUGAAAAAAAAGUUUGUAGCUGUGUCAUUUAAGUUAUUGAUGUUCUGACAUUGUUAUACACUACAAGAAUAACAAAAUAUUAUAUUAAGUAGAACAUAAAAAUAUAAUAGUAAAUUAUAGGACUUAUAGGGUACAUGGGCAUUAAAUUAAAAUGUAGACAAUGUUAUUUGGGGUUGCGAGGGUAAGAAUUCUGUUCCACAGUAAACCUUCCUUUGCUUUCUGCUCCCACAACAAAUAUUUGAAGCAAAACUAAAGUGUGGAAAAGUUGUGGGAAGUAGUAGUUGGUAAUUUGCAGCUGUGCCCUUACCAUGUGUAUCUUUCAUGUCUCUCUUAAUUGUUUGCAUUAUAAGCUGAUGAUCUACUCAUUCAUGGAAAAUUUACUUUUUUAGAAGAUGGUAUUUCACAAGGGAUGCUAAGAAUUUUAUUAUUUUUUUUGCUCCCUGUAACCAAAGGAAUGGAUUACAUCAGUGAAGAUCAUUGAUUUAAAAGGGUUUUCCCCCCUGUUUUAUUCUAGUAUUAAUAAGAGUGAUAAGCAACCAUUUGCAUUCUUUUUUCAUAUGACUUAUGAGAAUGCUUUGAUAGGGCAGUUCUGAGAUAGUUGUUUAAAGGCACAAUGUCACAGAACUCAAAACAGCAUUCCAGCCUUAUUCCUCUUCCAUUAAAGCAGUUGUGGUUUACUUUUGAAAGGGAAAGUUUGUUUAUUAUUAUUAGAAAGAAAAAUGAGAAAA
Thamnophis sirtalis is the source of this 4451-nucleotide messenger RNA. RefSeq names its product ELOVL fatty acid elongase 6 (gene ELOVL6). The record is from RefSeq and is a predicted model, not a curated record. Gene Ontology annotation, biological process: fatty acid elongation, saturated fatty acid; fatty acid elongation, polyunsaturated fatty acid; fatty acid elongation, monounsaturated fatty acid. NCBI's taxonomy places the organism in Eukaryota, Metazoa, Chordata, Lepidosauria, Squamata, Natricidae. Gene Ontology annotation, molecular function: fatty acid elongase activity. Gene Ontology annotation, cellular component: endoplasmic reticulum; endoplasmic reticulum membrane.